AUGAAAAUUGCUAUUGAGAUAUUUUACCAUGAAGCAAAUGAAGUUAAGGAAGAGAUACUUAGAAAAAUAGUGCACUCUUCGGAAGCUGCGUGUCCUGCUGCAACACCUUAUUCUUCACCGACAGCUCGGACUUCUGUUCCUUGUAGGUGGGCUCCGGACGAGGUUUUGGUUUCGGGUGUGGUUAUCCCGAGGCUGGCCCACGUGCUCCGAUCGGGCUCACCAAUGGGCCGACAAGCGGCAGCUUGGGCUAUGGUGCGAAUUUGCAGAAGCAGCAGCAGCUCGGUUGAGAUGAAGAAGUUAGUGGGCCAAUCGGGCUGCAUUCCGAAUCUGGUUUGGUUGCUCGAGGAGAAGAGUAACGGGGCUAGAGAAGUCGGGGCCCACGCGAUUUCGUGCCUGAUGAGUGUGUCUUGUAAUUGUCGGGAGGUGAAGAAGGAAGAGAAAAGCGUGCCGAGCCUGGUGGCGCUGUUGGACCCGAGCCAGCAGAACACGGCUAAGAAGUACAAGGUGACUUGCUUUGGAAUGUUGUGCUCGAGCAAGAAGUAUCGGAAGUUGAUGGUCUCGUAUGGGGCGAUUGGGUACCUGAAGAAGUUGAGCGAGAUGGAUGUGCCGGGGGCGAAGAAGCUGCUCGAGAGGCUCGAGAGGGGGAGGCUCAAAGGGUUUUUCGGCCGG
Striga asiatica is the source of this 669-nucleotide messenger RNA. The record is from the annotation of a GenBank genome assembly. NCBI's taxonomy places the organism in Eukaryota, Viridiplantae, Streptophyta, Magnoliopsida, Lamiales, Orobanchaceae.